AUGCUGGUUCUGCAUGAAGUUCCAGGCCGCCGGGCAGUUACUCGCAGGCGCAGCGCGCCUGCACGCCCCUCUGCCUGUGAUGGCCUGCCAGACGUGCUGCUGGCCCGCAUCCUGGCGCUGGCGGGGAGGGGCGAGUGGCGCACGGUCACGUGCGUGUGCAAGUGCUGGGAGCGCCUCUUCUUUUGGGAGCCCUCCCUGUGGCGCACCUUUGACCUGGUGCCACCCAGCGACUCCCCAUUGCAUCAGGGGGAGGAGGUGGAGCGCGCCUGGUAUGCGGCACAGCAGCGCACCCUGGCGCGCGUGGCGGCCCACGUGGAGGUGUUCACCGCAGGCAACCCGCAGUACUGCAUGGCGGACCCUGCCCAGGGCGCUCCAGACCAACGCAUCGUGCUGGAGGAGUUCCUGGCGCUGCUGCAGCCGGGCGUGCUGCGCCAGGCGGAGCUGUGGUGGGAGCUGGUGCCUGACCAUGCGGCGGCGCUGCAGCCCUUCCGGCGGCUGGAGUCGUUGCUGCUCAACCAACAGAACUUCAUGCCGGAAGAGGUGGUGGCGCAGUGGAGCCAGCUGCCAGCGUUGCGCAACCUGGAGCUGCAUUCUAGUGGUUUGGGGGAGGACGAAUGGGAGGCCAUUCUGGAGCUGACUCAGCUGACCCGCCUGGCAGUGGAGACCUUUCACGUGAUUACCUCGGGCUUCUCCGAGCAGCAGGCGCAGCUGCCGCAGCUCACGCGGCUGCAGCACCUGCGGGAGCUGGCAAUCACACACCGGCCCGUCGUUUUCUACAUUGAGAUGGCUGCCUAUGAUCAAAUGGACGGGGGCGUGGUGGGCGUCCCGUCGCUCAGCGGGUUCCCAUCCCUCCAAAAGUACCAGUUCCACCUGCGGCCCGAUCAUUGGAUCCACUGGGACUUCAGGGUUGGUGGCACCUCGUUGUCGAUGUGCAGCUACAACGGCAAGGGACAACUACAAAUUGCCUACAUCCGCAGUCUGGAAUCCCUGCACCAGCUGGUUGCGGCGCUUCUGCCAGCGGGCAAGCCGCUGCCAAGCCUGCAUCUCCACAGCGUGCUGGGAUGCGAGCCCGGCGCCUUGCAGGGCUGCACUGCUCUAGCCCAGGUCCACUCGUUGCUGCUCGUGGUAGCCAGGCGAGGCCUGGAGCACCUGGUGCUGACCAACAACAACCUGCACAACAUCCCGCCCGGCCCAUACCUGCAAGAUCUCCGGUGCCUUGAUCUGGGCAAUAAUUCGAUCGCCACUCUGCCUGCUGCGCUGUCGGCGGCCACCUCGCUCACCCGCCUGGAGCUGGAUGGCAACCCUGCGCUGGCGCUGAGCGCCAGUGAUGUGGACAUCCUCUCUGUCCUGCCAUACCUCCGCAUCCUCGUCAUGAAGCGUGACAACACCCCGACACGGGUGCUGCGGUCCCUGUACCGCAGAAUGCCGGCCCUGGGGUUUGGCUGA
This is a messenger RNA of Chlorella variabilis, 1446 nucleotides long. RefSeq lists its product as hypothetical. The record is from RefSeq and is a predicted model, not a curated record. Bases 1 to 1446 code for a protein of 481 amino acids. The transcript has 6 exons. Gene Ontology annotation, molecular function: protein binding. Lineage: Eukaryota; Viridiplantae; Chlorophyta; Trebouxiophyceae; Chlorellales; Chlorellaceae.